AGCUCAGUAUCGUUCGGAAACCAGACGCGUGAAGAUUGCUAAUUGCUAAGCCCCCGAACCAGUUGUCGAGCAGCAGAACAUGGAGAUCAUUCGAUUUGUUGACAGUGCUCUCAGAACUUUGAUCGCCGGCAGCCUCCUCAUCCUGAUGACGGCCAUUUACCGGGAGGACACCAACGCCGGCUCCCACUACAUUCACCCCAGGCACACGAUGCACUAA
Molecule: messenger RNA, 217 nt
Organism: Drosophila takahashii
Lineage: Eukaryota; Metazoa; Arthropoda; Insecta; Diptera; Drosophilidae
Source: RefSeq, a predicted model, not a curated record